UUGAAAUAUUUUGCGAACUUGAAGUGUGGAUCUUUUUUGUUCGUAUCGUGGUUUAUGGGAUUCGGUAUUGGACUGAUAUUUACGUUCCUGUUUUGGCAUUUGCAAGAUUACGGUGGAUCUCCAACGCUAUUCGGUGUGGCUUCAGUUAUCAAUCACAUUUCUGAGAUAUUCGCGUACUUCUUUAGUUUCAAACUCAUUCGCCAGAUGGGACACGUCAAAGUGUUGUGUUUGGGACUCGUCGGCAACAUAUUGCGUUUCUUGUACAUCUCUUGGCUGAAGAACCCAUGGUGGGUAUUACCGUUUGAGUUCAUGCAAGGUAAAUAAUAUCGUUAACUUGUAUUAUUAUGUUAGUUUACAUCUUUGUAGUGACCUUAGUUUACCUAUGAUCGAUUGUGUUGUAAACAA
Molecule: messenger RNA, 405 nt
Organism: Acyrthosiphon pisum (pea aphid)
Lineage: Eukaryota; Metazoa; Arthropoda; Insecta; Hemiptera; Aphididae
Product: major facilitator superfamily domain-containing protein 6
Exons: 3
Coding region: 55-324 (89 amino acids)
Cellular component (GO): membrane
Source: RefSeq, a predicted model, not a curated record